Mizuhopecten yessoensis (Yesso scallop) is the source of this 1260-nucleotide messenger RNA. Its product is annotated as serine/arginine repetitive matrix protein 2-like. The transcript is spliced from 3 exons. The coding region runs from base 1 to 1260 and encodes 419 amino acids. The record is from RefSeq and is a predicted model, not a curated record. Lineage: Eukaryota; Metazoa; Mollusca; Bivalvia; Pectinida; Pectinidae.
AUGGAUAACGGAGGAGAGAUCACCGAAACGGAGCACAGAGGAGAGAUCACCAGUACGGAGGAGAGAUCACCAAUACGGAGGAGAGAUCACCAGUACGGAGGAGAGGUCACCAAUACGGAGGAGAGAUCACCAGUAAGGAGGAGAGAUCACCAGUACGGAGGAGAGAUCGCCAAUACGGAGGAGAGAUCACCAGUACGGAGGAGAAAUCACCAAUACGGAGGAGAGAUCACCAGUAAGGAGGAGAGAUCACCAGUACGGAGGAGAGAUCGCCAAUACGGAGGAGAGAUCACCAGUACGGAGCAGAGAUCACCAAUAAGGAGGAGAGAUCACCAGUACGGAGGGGAGAUCACCAAUACGGAGGAGAGAUCACCAAUACGGAGGAGAGUUCACCAGUACGGAGGAAAGAUCACCAGUACGGAGGAGAGAUCACCAGUAUGGAGGAGAGAUCCCCAGUACGGAGGAGAGAUCACCAAUACGGAGAAGAGAUCACCAGUACGGAGGAGAGAUCACCAGUGCGGAGGAGAGAUCACCAGUACGGAGCAGAGAUCACCAGUACGGAUGAGAGAUCACCAGUACGGAGCACAGAGGAGAGAUCACCAAUACGGAGGAGAGAUCUCCAGUACGGAGGAGAGAUCCCCAGUACGGAGGAAAGAUCACCAGUACGGCGGAGAGAUCACCAGUACGGAUGAGAGAUCAGCAGUACGGAGCACAGAGGAGAGAUCACCAAUACGGAGGAGAGAUCACAAGUACGGAGGAGAGAUCACCAAUACGGAGAAGAGAUCACCAGUACGGAGGAGAGAUCACCAGUACGGAGUAGAGAUCACCAGUACGGAGGAGAGAUCACCAAUAAGGAGGAGAGAUCACCAGGACGGAGGAGAGAUCACCAGUACGGAGGAGAGGUCACCAGUACGGAGCAGAGAUCACCAGUACGGAGGAGAGAUCACCAGUGCGGAGGAAAGAUCACCAGUACGGAGGAGAGAUCACCAGUGCGGAGGAGAGAUCACCAGUACGGAGCAGAGAUCACCAGUACGGAGGAGAGAUCACCACCAGGGAACCAUCAACUGUAGCCAGGGACCAAUCAACUGUAGCCAGGGACCAAUCAACUGUAGCCAGGGACCCAUCAACUGUAGCCAGGGACCCACCAACUGUAGCCAGGGACCAAUCAACUGUAGCCAGGGACCAAUCAACUGUAGCCAGGGACCCAUCAACUGUAGCCUGGGACCCAUCAACUGUAGGCAGGGACCCAUCAACUGUAGCUAA